AAAUAUCCAUUGGGUGGCAGUAAUACUAUCCUCUUUAUGACUUGCAGCAAACCAGAGAAUGCAUUCAAUCAAAUGAACCGAUCUUGUAGAAACACUGGAAUCAUUUAUGCAUUGCAGUUUCUCUUUCUUGUUUUCGCUCCUUCUUCCUUGGGAUAUUUUGAGUGGAUUGUGGCUAUUAAUCAAGAUCUCGUGCUAUUCGUGUUUUGCUUGUCGUUUUCGCUCAGGAUUAGCAUCAUUCAAGGCAAGCGCAAAUCUGCUUUUCCCACCCCCUCGACUCUUUUUUGAAAAAUCAUUUUUGGGGGCUGAUGAAGAGAGCUAGGACCCAGGAGACACCUUCCCAAACAGCAGGGGUUGUGUGCUUUCACAUAGCAGUACUGUACAAGGAAAACCCCGUCGGAUCUGUUAUUGCGGGAUACUUGUGAAAUAUACAUAGGAUUCUUUCUUAUGGCUGCAUCCUGGAUCUGGAAAUUUUACUUGGGGACCAGGAGGAUUUGAAAGGCUACAUGUAUUCAGAAGAUUUGCAAGCAAGACUCCAAUUCUUGUCUUAGAGCUCACAGACUUCUCACUUACCGGCCUUUUUCCUUCCUUAUUUUUUAAAAAUUAUUUUUAUUUUCCCCUCUCUUUUUCUGCUCUCUCCUCUCUCAGUCUCUCCUUUUCUAUCUGCCUCUUCUUUUUUUCUCCUAGUCUGUUUUUUUUUCCUGCUCUGCACCUGGAUUGUAUCUUCAGCAAACAAUCGGGCACUUUGAGAACUAACUGGAGACAGUGUUGUAGGGAAGAUCUGUAUGGAAUUAUCUGCUUUUAUGGUGAACUUGGCAUUUGUGAAUGGGUAUCUUGUUCACAAUAUUAAUUGCUAGCAAAAACAAGAAAAAGAACACAGGAGUAAAACGUGGAUUUUUCUGAAUACGCAUUGUGAUGACCAGCAAUUACCUUACCGACUGAUAUCCAGAGGAGAAUAAUUUGGAAGACCGUUGUGGGGAAUAGCCUUUAAAAGCUGGAAGAUGAAAGCUCCGAUUCCACACUUGAUUCUCUUAUAUGCUACUUUUACCCAGAGUUUGAAGGUUGUGACCAAAAGAGGCUCCGCUGAUGGAUGCACCGAUUGGUCUAUUGAUAUCAAGAAAUAUCAAGUUUUGGUGGGAGAGCCUGUUCGAAUCAAAUGUGCACUCUUUUAUGGUUAUAUCAGAGCAAAUUACUCCCUUGCCCAAAGUGCUGGACUCAGUUUGAUGUGGUACAAAAGUUCUGGUCCUGGAGACUUUGAAGAGCCGAUAGCCUUUGAUGGAAGUAGAAUGAGCAAAGAAGAAGACUCCAUUUGGUUCCGGCCAACAUUGCUACAGGACAGCGGUCUCUACGCCUGUGUCAUCAGAAACUCCACUUACUGUAUGAAAGUAUCCAUCUCGCUGACAGUGGGUGAAAAUGACACUGGACUCUGCUAUAAUUCCAAGAUGAAGUAUUUUGAAAAAGCUGAACUUAGCAAAAGCAAGGAAAUUUCAUGUCGUGACAUAGAGGAUUUUUUACUACCAACCAGAGAACCCGAAAUCCUUUGGUAUAAGGAAUGCAGGACAAAAACAUGGAGGCCAAGUAUUGUAUUCAAAAGAGACACCUUACUUAUAAGAGAAGUCAGAGAAGAUGACAUUGGAAAUUACACCUGUGAAUUAAAAUAUGGAGGCUUUGUUGUGAGAAGAACUACUGAAUUAACUGUUACAGCCCCCCUGACUGAUAAGCCACCCAAGCUUUUGUAUCCUAUGGAAAGUAAACUGACAAUUCAGGAGACCCAGCUGGGUGACUCUGCUAAUCUAACAUGCAGAGCUUUCUUUGGAUACAGCGGAGAUGUCAGUCCUUUAAUUUACUGGAUGAAAGGAGAAAAGUUUAUUGAAGAUCUGGAUGAAAAUCGAGUUUGGGAAAGUGACAUUAGAAUUCUUAAGGAGCAUCUUGGGGAACAGGAAGUUUCCAUCUCAUUAAUUGUGGACUCAGUGGAAGAAGGUGACUUGGGAAAUUACUCCUGUUAUGUUGAAAAUGGAAAUGGACGUCGACACGCUAGUGUUCUCCUUCAUAAACGGGAGCUAAUGUACACAGUGGAACUUGCUGGAGGGCUUGGUGCCAUCCUCUUGCUGCUUGUAUGUUUGGUGACCAUCUACAAGUGUUACAAGAUAGAAAUCAUGCUCUUCUACAGGAAUCAUUUUGGAGCUGAAGAGUUGGAUGGAGACAAUAAAGAUUAUGAUGCAUACUUAUCAUACACCAAAGUGGAUCCUGACCAGUGGAAUCAAGAGACUGGGGAAGAAGAACGUUUUGCCCUUGAAAUCCUACCUGAUAUGCUUGAAAAGCAUUAUGGAUAUAAGUUGUUUAUUCCAGAUAGAGAUUUAAUCCCAACUGGAACAUACAUUGAAGAUGUGGCAAGAUGUGUAGAUCAAAGCAAGCGGCUGAUUAUUGUCAUGACCCCAAAUUACGUAGUUAGAAGAGGCUGGAGCAUCUUUGAGCUGGAAACCAGACUUCGAAAUAUGCUUGUGACUGGAGAAAUUAAAGUGAUACUAAUUGAAUGCAGUGAACUGAGAGGAAUUAUGAACUACCAGGAGGUGGAGGCCCUCAAGCACACCAUCAAGCUCCUGACGGUCAUUAAAUGGCACGGACCAAAAUGCAACAAGUUGAACUCUAAGUUCUGGAAACGUUUACAGUACGAAAUGCCUUUUAAGAGGAUAGAACCCAUUACACAUGAGCAGGCUUUAGAUGUCAGUGAGCAAGGGCCCUUUGGGGAGCUGCAGACUGUCUCAGCCAUUUCCAUGGCUGCGGCCACCUCCACAGCUCUAGCCACUGCCCAUCCAGAUCUCCGUUCUACCUUUCACAACACGUACCAUUCACAAAUGCGUCAGAAACACUACUACCGAAGCUAUGAGUACGAUGUACCUCCUACCGGCACCCUGCCUCUUACCUCCAUAGGAAAUCAGCAUACCUACUGUAACAUCCCUAUGACACUCAUCAACGGGCAGCGGCCACAGACAAAAACAAGCAGGGAGCAGAAUCCAGAUGAAGCCCACACAAACAGUGCCAUCCUGCCGCUGUUGCCAAGGGAGACCAGUAUAUCCAGUGUGAUUUGGUGACAGAAAAGCAAGGGACAUCCCGUCCCUGGGAGCUUGAGUAGAAUCUGCAGUCCAGUGCCUGGAACUAAAUCCUCGACUGCUGCUGUUAAAAAACAUGCAUUACAAUCUCUAGAACACGAGGAAAAACAGGGUCUUGUACAUAUGUUUUUUGGAAUUUCUUUGUAGCAUCAGUAUCUUCGUGUUUUACCAUGUCUUUUACCAUUACAUUUUUUGACUUUGUUUUGUAUGUCAUUGGAAUUUGUAAAUUUACAUUUUUUUUUAAAGAAGAGACUGAUGUGUAGAUAGAAAACCCUUUUUUUUUUUUUGCUUCAUUAGUUUAGUUUUAGAAUGGGUUUUUGUUUUAUUUCCUUUUUUAUAAAUUUUAUUUUGCUUUUAACAUUCCUUGGGGUGCUUGGACAAAUCUAUCCGAUGGGACAAGGAGCACCGGAUCCUUUCUCGGGUUCUGCCUAAAAUCAACUGGGCCACGUCGGCCUUCAGAGAACAGUGCAACAAAUGCCAGCAUUGCCAUUCGGGGAAAAAAACAGAUGAGAAGAACACGUGUUCACAGGAGGGCCCCACCAGUCAGAGCCCUGAAUCUCUUCCUUGUCCCACCUCAUUCCCACCUCUACCUUGCUAAUGGCGGCAUGAUGUGUAAACUCUGUGGAGGGGUGGGAGUGGGUCUAACUGUCUUAACAUUUAAGUCACUGCUCUUCAGAAUACACUCUAGACCCAAAAGUGUGCUAAUCACUUCACAGUGACCGCUACAGAGUGCUAAGAAGAGAAGAUCAAGGGCAUGAAAUUGGGGAAGAGUGUUAUUUUCGUUUUUUAAAUGAGUUGAUGUACCCUUAUAUAUAUAUAUAUAUAUAUAUAAAUAUAAAUAUAUAUAAAAACAACAAAACAAAA
Molecule: messenger RNA, 3971 nt
Organism: Sapajus apella (tufted capuchin)
Lineage: Eukaryota; Metazoa; Chordata; Mammalia; Primates; Cebidae
Gene: IL1RAPL1
Product: interleukin 1 receptor accessory protein like 1
Exons: 11
Coding region: 999-3089 (696 amino acids)
Biological process (GO): signal transduction; negative regulation of exocytosis
Source: RefSeq, a predicted model, not a curated record